UCUCCCUAUCCCUAUGAUUGGCAACGCCUUAUCUCGAUGCCGAUCUCAAGGAUUCCCUCCGUUUCUGAGGGCGCAUCCCUAAGAUUGUCGUCGCCUUUUGGCUUGUUAAUCUUAGGGGCAGGGAUACGUUCGAGGCUGUCUAUGUACGGAGGAGCCCAGCGCCCUCCGGCGCCUCCUGCGCAGAAGGAGCCCGGCGAUCGGCCAUGGCCCCCGCGCGCGGCGCCCUCCUCGGCGCGCUGCUCCUCGCGAGCGCCGCCGCCCUGCAGCCCGUGGGCGACGCAGUGGGCGACGAGGCGCCGGCGCUGGAGAAGGAGGAGUGGCCGCGCCGGAGGGCCCGCAAGGAGGCCAGGCAACGGCUCGACCAGAUGCCCUUCGAGGACUUGCGUCGAUUCGGGCGCGUCAUGGAGAUGGACGACGACCUGCAGCUCCGAGAUGGGCCUCCUCCCGCCGCGGGCUGCUACAUGAGGAUGUCUUCGGGAUGCCCCAGGCAGCCGAUGAGGACGCAGGCGUGGCGGCGUGACCAGCUUGCGAGCGAUCGCGGCCUGGACGACGAGGGCUGCCGCAGGCGCAAGGAGGUCUGGGACAGGUACUGCGGGUCGGAGGACGCGGAGAUGUUGUACGUGGGCGGCCAGGCGAGUUCCAAGACAAUCAGCACCCUUCAGGUCGACGCCGUGUGGUGGCCCUGGGGCAAGAAGCACGAGAGCACGAAGUUGGACGAAGAGGCGCCGGCGGUCCCAGCUGGCAAACCGGACCGCACGGAGGACGAGAGCAAGAAUGACGAGGAGAACGAGGGCGAGGAGAAGCAGAACCGGAUCAUCAACGGGUACCCGUCGCGUCCCGGGUGCUAUUUCCGCCAGCCUUCAAAGUGCCCCGCAAAGCCACAAUUUACGUCAAUGUGGAGGCACGACACCUGGGCCGAGGAGAACGGACUCGACGAGGCGGGGUGCAAGGACCGUAAGGGCUACUGGGACAGAUACUGCGAGUCCAAUGACACCAAGAUAGUGCACAUCGGGGCCGAUCUCGGCAUCAUCAAUGAGACCUCAUCGCAGGAAGCGCAGGCCGCCGUGGCGACGGAGCAGGAGCCCGGCGCCAGCGCUCAGAAGAUUAUUGCCCAGGAUGCCUCCGACGCCUUCGUCGGUACCCCCACGUCGCCCGGAUGCUACAUGCGCAUGUCCUCGGGGUGCCCCGGCAAGCCAAUGGAGACGCACGCGUGGAGGCUCGACUCGUGGGCCGAAGCGCACGACCUCGACCAAGCAGACUGCGAAGCGCGCAAGUACGUCUGGGACAGGUACUGUGAGACUGACGACGCGAAGGUGCUCUUCGUCCCGAAGUUGCCGAAUCCGUGACGCAGUUCACAUAGAUGUGUAUUGUUGGCUUUCCCUCGUUUGGAGGGUGGUCGGGACGGCAGACAAACUCAUCUUCGACAUAUGAUGAUCAUUUACUGUUCUCACGGAAUCGCUCCCUGACCUUUACGCGCUUUUGUCGCUAGGUUUGGCCUAGAGUAUUUCCAGAUCAUCCCGUGUGUGUGCCGAGUUCAGG
Messenger RNA from Prorocentrum cordatum, 1539 nucleotides. The record is from the annotation of a GenBank genome assembly. Lineage: Eukaryota; Dinophyceae; Prorocentrales; Prorocentraceae.